GUUCACGUUACUUAUAUGUUCAUCCAGAGCCCGAUUUGAGCUCGUUAUCCGGUCAAAAUGCCCGACGUAGUGAGCAUUGUUGCUCUCAGCCUUACCUGCUUCCAUGGCUGUGUCAAAGGAUUAAUCGUCCUUGGCAAGGCUAAACACUACAAUCGAGACGUCACGGAUGUCCGGCUACAGACCGAACUUACGCUGCACUCUCUCAUCACAUGGGCUGAAGAAGCCGGUCUCACCCAAGAUCCUCCGACAUUGUUGAUGAGCGCAAACCAUGCCGCCCUUGUCCCCGAGAUCCUAGGCCAGCUAGAAAUGCUCCUGUUAGAUCUCAACCAAAUGAAGCAGAGAUACGGUCUCUAUCUACAGUCGACUACAGAGGACGUCGAAGCUCUCUACGACGAGGACUCAGCGCUAGGUCAAACGGACCGCCAACGAGGACGCACCGAGAAAGCCUACAUAACUAUCUUUCGCAAGAGAAAGGAGCCGUGGAAGAGGCUCAGAUGGGUCACUUUGGAUGACAGGAAGUUCGACCGACUCUUGGACAAGGCCAAAAGCUACAUCGGACAAAUAGAGAAGUUUCUCGAGCAGGCGAAACAAGAAAGGCGGGACAGAUAUCUCGAGCUAUGCCUCCGGAAUACAAUCUUGCACGCCACCGGGCAGCAAGAGCUUGGUAUCAUCGGAAAAGAGUAUGAAAACGCUCCCUCAAGGCUUGCCAUUGCCGCCGCGGCGAGAUUGAAGCGGACCCGACUGCAGUUAGGCUUUCCAGAUUGGGCCAUGGGAUCUUCGAUGACGACGCUCACAAAAUCUGUCUCAACAAGCACCAUUGUCGAGAGACACGAUUCCAUGAACCCUAGUACUCUCAACGUGCCUCCGAAAGAGAUGAAAGUCUCCAUGAGGCUAUUGACCUUAUCCCGGGGAGCAAGAGCUCAGCCUCUCCGGGCGCUGGCAAAAUACGACGGCCGAGUUGUGUUACUGGAGUGGAAAUAUGUAGCGGGCAUGACGGAUCCAACCAUCUUCAAGAGAGUGAAUCAAGUUGCCGCCUUGCUGCAAGACCUCGGUCCAACACUCCAUAGCUUGAAGUGUCGAGGUUUCGUCAGUGAUCAUGUCGCAAAACGAUAUGGUUAUAUUUUCGAUCUUCCGGAUGAUCUAAAUCCGCCGUCGCAUCCUCGAAGACUGUCAACCUCAGAUACGGACGCGAUGCAGCCAAUGCCAGAGCUCAGAUCUUUACGACAAAUGCUGGACCAAUCAAGCACGCCCUCCCUUAACAUAAGGCUAUCCCUUGCAGUCACAUUGCUCGAUACAUUGCUGAAUCUCCACACAUCCGGGUGGCUGCACAAGGAGCUUCGCUCUGACAACAUCAUCCUCAUUCGAAGAACAGAAUACGGGAGCGGAACUACUAGGGACGACCUUUCAACUUACUCAGUAUUUAUCGCUGGCUAUGUUUACUCGCGUUUGGAUAGCCCAGGUGAAAUGACAGAGCCCCUGAAGUCAGAGUUGGAAGCGGACUUGUACCGUCACCCUUCUCUAUUAUGCAGUGCGCGACAGUCGUACCAUAAGAGUUUGGACAUAUUCAGCGUGGGGUGCACGCUAUUAGAAAUCGGGCUUUGGUCUAGUCUCCGACAAAUCCUUGAGUCCCACUCAACCAUUGGUUCGAAAUCUACGGAGUCACCGUUGCCCGAGAGGUCGAUGUCGGAUCCGACUCUAGUUAGCACCAAUGCACUCGAAGAGGUGGACGACGAACUUCAUAAAUCCAGAGCCGAGCCGUCUCGUCCCGAUCUCAUGGGCCUGAAACACGAGCUCUUACUCUCCCAUUUGGCGAUCCAAAGACCGAGACUCGGCAAAAUGGCAACCCAGAAAUCGUCCCUCACCGAAGCCAAGCGCAGCAUGGUUAUGAGAUCGCUGGAAGCCGCCAUGGGGAAGCGUUAUACCACCCUCAUUGAGGAAUUUCUUGCAGCUGGCAACAUGAUCAAAGAAACGAAAUCUGAUGAGCAUGAGUUUGCACUUGAUUUGGAAAUGAGGGCUAGGGACAUAGUACAAGCCAUUGCGGAGGCAAUGUAGCAAGGUAGAUAUCGCGGCGUAAAGGCGAGGCACGUUGAUCCCGGGCAACAUGUUAGUAAAUUAGUACUUAACGGCCUCGAAAUGAACG
Trematosphaeria pertusa is the source of this 2140-nucleotide messenger RNA. RefSeq lists its product as uncharacterized. The record is from RefSeq and is a predicted model, not a curated record. Lineage: Eukaryota; Fungi; Ascomycota; Dothideomycetes; Pleosporales; Trematosphaeriaceae. The transcript is spliced from 2 exons. The coding region runs from base 58 to 2052 and encodes 664 amino acids. Gene Ontology annotation, molecular function: protein kinase activity; ATP binding. Gene Ontology annotation, biological process: protein phosphorylation.